Molecule: messenger RNA, 780 nt
Organism: Lipotes vexillifer (Yangtze River dolphin)
Lineage: Eukaryota; Metazoa; Chordata; Mammalia; Artiodactyla; Lipotidae
Gene: ASB11
Product: ankyrin repeat and SOCS box containing 11
Exons: 6
Coding region: 1-780 (259 amino acids)
Biological process (GO): positive regulation of protein catabolic process; intracellular signal transduction; protein ubiquitination
Molecular function (GO): protein binding
Source: RefSeq, a predicted model, not a curated record
AUGGAGGACGGUCCCGUUUCCUUUGACUUUAAAAACAUUUUUAUUACAAUGUUUGCUACUUUUUUUUUCUUCAAGCUUUUAAUUAAAGUGUUCUUGGCGCUCCUAACCCAUUUCUAUAUCGUCAAAGGAAAUAGAAAAGAAGCGGCUAGGAUAGCAGAAGAGAUCUAUGGUGAAAUUUCAGAUUGCUGGGCCGAUCGGUCUCCACUUCAUGAAGCGGCAGCUCAGGGGCGCCUGCUGGCCCUGAAAACUUUAAUUGCACAGGGCGUCAACGUGAACCUGGUAACAAUUAACCGGGUCUCUUCUCUCCAUGAGGCGUGCCUGGGAGGCCACGUGGCCUGCGCUAAGGCCCUAUUGGAGAACGGCGCCCACGUCAACGGGGUGACAGUUCACGGAGCCACGCCCCUCUUCAAUGCUUGCUGCAGUGGCAGCGCUGCGUGUGUCAACGUGCUGCUGGAGUUUGGAGCCAAGGCCCAGCUCGAGGUGCACCUGGCUUCACCCAUCCACGAGGCAGUGAAGAGAGGUAAUAGAGAGUGCAUGGAGAUUCUGCUGGCAAAUAACGUUAACAUUGACCAGGAAGUGCCUCACCUUGGAACUCCCCUGUAUGUGGCUUGCACCUAUCAGAGGCUAGACUGUGUGAAGAAGCUUCUAGAAUUAGGCCCGCCUGCUCUUUCCCAGCUGUGCCGCCUGUGUGUCCGGAAGUGCUUGGGUCGCACCUGUCAUCAGACCAUCCACAAACUGUAUCUGCCGGAGCCACUGGAAAAAUUCCUCCUAUACCAGUAG